AUGUUUAUGAUUCGUCGUCAACUCGCUUCAUUAUUGACUCGUGCUCCUGGCUUAAAUGCUUAUCACCCAGAAAGAGAAUGUAUGCCGGUUGAAAAAAUUGACAGAGUUUCUGAAACUGCAUCCGAUUGGGAGGCUACUGCCGUUGUAGAUGGCAAAAUCACAAAACUUUCGCUUGAAGAUUUUGCUGGAAAAUUUAUUGUUUUAGUGUUUUAUCCAUUUGAUUUUACUUACGUUGCUGAUUACAAAAAAACAAUUUCAAAAAGAUAUUCUGUCUUGAGUGAAUCAAUGGGGGCACCAUUAAGAGGCCUUAUAAUUAUUGAUAAUGAGCGUAAAAUUCGCGUCGUCCAUAUUAAUGAUGCACCAAUUGGUCGAUCAGUUGACGAAACACUUCGUUUAUUAGAUGCUAUUAAACAUGUCAACGAAUUUGGAGAAGCAAAAGGCCUAUUGCCUGAAUUAAAAGAAUCAACUUCUACAUGUGAUACUCAAAUACCAAAAACUUCACCUAUCAAUCCUUCACAAGUUAAUUGUAUACAAAGUGGUGUUAUCAAAUCAACAGAAUGA
Entrophospora sp. SA101 is the source of this 561-nucleotide messenger RNA. The record is from the annotation of a GenBank genome assembly. NCBI's taxonomy places the organism in Eukaryota, Fungi, Glomeromycota, Glomeromycetes, Entrophosporales, Entrophosporaceae.